Megalops cyprinoides (Indo-Pacific tarpon) is the source of this 5218-nucleotide messenger RNA. Its product is annotated as anoctamin-5-like. Gene Ontology annotation, cellular component: plasma membrane. The record is from RefSeq and is a predicted model, not a curated record. NCBI's taxonomy places the organism in Eukaryota, Metazoa, Chordata, Actinopteri, Elopiformes, Megalopidae. Bases 136 to 2922 code for a protein of 928 amino acids. Gene Ontology annotation, biological process: chloride transmembrane transport. Gene Ontology annotation, molecular function: chloride channel activity; protein dimerization activity. The transcript is spliced from 21 exons.
ACUAAGGAGGCAGUCGGACGCGUGUAAAGGGACGGGUUCAGCCACUGCUAAGGGAAAGGGGCGGAAACAGCUCUCUGGGCUGCAUCCUUUCCCGUUUUUUUCCAGUGAGAAAAAGGCGACAGCUUCAUUGCCACGAUGAACCGGAUAACGGGAAAGACGAAAGAUGAAACUUUAAUAGAGAUGCAAAACACGGCUGACUCUGGGGGAGAAGACACCAUUGACCAUAUCCCAAACUCCGUAUCCCUCAGAGAGUCUCAGCUGCCAGGGCAUUCAGAGAGCGAGCAUGUCGUGGAGACCGUGCCCUUCGUCCCCAGCCUCUCAGGGGGCCAAUCACAGAGCGCGAACAAAGACUCAGUCUUCUUCAGGGAUGGAGUGCGCAGGAUCGACUUUGUCCUGUCAUACGUGGAUGACAAGAAUGAUGAGAAGAAGCAGGAGCGGAGGAGAGAAUUUGAGGCCAACUUGAUGAAAGUGGGGCUGGAGCUGGAGACGGAGGACAAGUCGCAAUCCGAAGAUCAGAAGACGUACUUCCUGAAGAUCCACGCCCCCUGGGAGGUGCUGGCCACCUACGCGGAUGUGCUGAAGAUCAAGGUGCCGUUUAAGGUCAACGACAUCCCCAGCACCCAGGAGAUCCCGAUGGCGUGGCUGUUCACACCCUUCCGCCUGCCCGAGCACAUCAUGAACCCCGAGCCCGACUACUUCACGUCCCACUUCAACAAGGGGAAGAUCGACUUCUUCCUCAUCAAUGACAAGGAGACCCUCUUCCCACCCUCCACACGCAACAGGAUUGUGUACUACAUCCUUUCACGCUGUCCCUACUACAAGGAGGAACAUAGGGACAAGGACAAGAAGGGCAUCAAGCGGUUGCUGAACAACAGCACUUACCUCUCAGCUUUCCCGCUGCAUGAUAGUCGCUACUGGAAGAAAUCCAGGAAUGCCAAAUGUGAGAGCGAGAGGUACACUCUGUACAAACACUGGGCCCACUUCUUCUGCUUCUACAAGGAACAGCCUCUCAACCGCAUCCGGAAAUACUAUGGGGAGAAGAUCGGGGUCUACUUCGCUUGGCUCGGCUUCUACACAGAGAUGCUCUUCUUUGCUGCUGUGGUGGGACUGAUCUGCUUCAUUUCUGGUGUCCUCACCUAUAAUGACAAUAUCUGGAGUAAAGAAAUCUGUGACCCUAACAUUGGGGGCAACAUUCUGAUGUGUCCACUGUGUGAUAAAAAGUGCCAUUUCUGGAAGCUCAACUCCACAUGCACAGCAUCGUGGCAAUCACAUCUGUUUGACAAUGUGGGAACAGUGUUCUUUGCCAUAUUCAUGGGGAUUUGGGUCACCCUGUUCCUGGAGUUCUGGAAGCGGCGGCAGGCCCGUCUUGAGUACGAGUGGGACCUGGUGGAUUUCGAGGAGGAGCAGCAGCAGCUCCAGCUCCGGCCCGAGUACGAGACCAAGUGCACUGGCCGUCGGCUCAACCGCAUCACCCAGGAAAUGGAGCCUUACUUAUCCCUAACAAGUAAAUGUGCUCGCUUCUGCCUGUCUGGAGCAACUGUCAUAUUCUGGAUGGCGCUGAUUUGCGCCUGCAUCACUGGCGUGAUAGCGUACCGGCUGGCGGUGUACGCUGCCUUCGCGAGCAUCAUGAAGGACAGCUCGACGAGCAAGCUGCAGCUGGUGGGGUCCCUCAUCACCCCGCAGCUGGCCACCUCCGUCACUGCCUCCUGCAUCAACUUCGUCAUCAUCAUGAUCCUCAACUUCCUGUAUGAGCGCGUGGCCAUCUGGGUCACCGACAUGGAAAUUCCAAAGACUCACCUGGAGUAUGAAAACAAACUGACCAUGAAGAUGUUCCUCUUUCAGUUUGUGAACUACUACUCCUCCUGUUUCUAUGUGGCCUUCUUCAAGGGCAAGUUCGUGGGCCGCCCCGGGGACUACCAUUACAUGUUUGGCAAGCUGAGGAACGAAGAGUGUGACCCUGGUGGCUGCCUCAUUGAGCUGACCACCCAGCUGGUGAUUGUGAUGGCUGGCAAGCAGGUCUGGGGGAACAUCCAGGAGGCGCUGGUGCCGUGGCUGUGUAACUGGUGGGGCAGCCGGAAGGCACGCAGCAACAGUGACAUCGUCUACAGCCGCUGGGAGCAGGACCACGACCUGCAGAACUUCAGCCAGCUGGGCCUCUUCUACGAGUACCUGGAGAUGGUGAUCCAGUUCGGCUUCAUCACCCUCUUUGUGGCCUCCUUCCCACUGGCUCCCCUGCUGGCGCUCUUCAACAACAUCCUGGAGGUGCGCGUGGACGCCUGGAAGCUGACGACGCAGUUCCGCCGGCCCGUGGCCGCCAAGGCGCGCAGCAUCGGCGCCUGGCUGGAGAUCCUCAACGGCAUGGCCGUGCUGUCCGUCAUCACCAACGCUUUCAUCGUGGCCUUUACCUCCGACAUGAUCCCCCGGCUGGUGUACCUGUAUGUCUACCAGCCUAACAAGACCGCCACAAUGGAGGGCUACAUCAACAACAGCCUGUCGGUGGUCAACAUUUCCGUGCUCGUUCACCAGCCCGAAAACGAGGAGGACCCUCCCUGGUUCAACAGGACGACCAUGACCACCUGCAGGUACCGCGACUACCGCUACCCUUCGGGCCAUGAAAAGGAGUACAUGCACACGAUGCAGUUCUGGCACAUCCUGGCAGCUAAGCUGGCCUUCAUCAUCAUCAUGGAGCACGUGGUGUUCGGGGUGAAGGUCUUUGUGGCCUGGAUGAUCCCCGACGUGCCCUCGGAGGUGAAGGCCCGGAUCAAGCGAGAGCGCUACCUGGUCCAGGAGUAUCUGCACAACUACGAGGUGGAGAAGCUGAAAGUCCAGCUGAGCCAGCAUAAUGGCUACCACAGCGCAGAGCAGGAUAAUGCAGUCUGCGCCAUCCAGAACACGCCAGAGAUUUUACCCGAGUGCCUGUAGCCCCGCCCUUGCCCCCAGCUCCUGGCCCUGCCACGGCCUCGCCCUCCCCGCCGUGUUUGAUUGGAUGCCGGAUAAGCUCAUGUUCAAGUUCACGCCAUGUCUCUGUAAACGCUCGAAAGGCCGUGUUUGCAGGCGUCCAUCGGCGGGGGUUUUAAAGGGGACCAUGCAAAUGCGUUUAGCUUCUCAGUUUCUAAUAUGCAGCUCAAACAGAUGCCUUCAUAGAUGUUUGACUUUUCAUUGUCACGGCUGUCCUUUUACUAUGCCCUCUUCCUCAGCAGACACAUACACACUUAUAUACACACAUGCAUACCUGCUUGCUUCUUAUAGCAGGACAGGCAUCUCCAUCUCAGCUGGGAAUGGUAUAGGUGGCUGUGGAUCAUGUUCUAUUGAAGAACUACGUCCAAGACCGCAGCACAGCCUCCCCUAUGCUCAGCUGCGGACAGCUCGGCUUUGCAAACAGCUACACCAAAGUUUUCAGGGCUUCAUUUCAAGGUAUUACAUUCAUUUCAUUUCAACUACAUUUCAAGUCCUCCUCCCCUCGGUUACUCUGUGUCAGAACAACACGGAUCUCGCAGAUAGAUGGAACUCAAUCAAUCAGUGAGCGCUUUGGUUUCGGUGCUAGCUCCCCGCUCCCUUGCUCUCCUGUUGCCAUGGUAAUUUGCAGUUCUGUAAGAGACUGAGGGCCGGCAGCUUUAAAUGAAGAUUCAGCGCUUACUGUAUCCAAGGUGUUGCACCAGCCUACAGACUGUUUCUCCUGCAUAGUCUCCCUUUAUUGAGCAGCAACAGAAAUGAAAGAGCCACUAUGCCAAGCACUCUGUAUUUACUCCUGUAAAGAAGAAACACGCAUGCUUAGUCUGUCAUAUUGAAAUGCUCCCGGAUAUGUUGUGUAUAUACAGUAUGUAUAUGGCCUUUUGCUAAUGGCAUGGAUUUGUGCCACACAGGGAGAGAGCAGAGUAUACUACAUAGAAAUGUAUUGAGAAGAGGUAAGGGUAAUUUAUGUUGUCAGUUAUGAUCUGCUUGUUCGUCAGAAGGUUCUUGUAGAACAUGUCUUUUGCUGUUGUAUAUUGAUUUGGUGGACACAAGAUGUCAAAUAGUGUGAGAACAUGAGUGUCAGAGCCAAGGAACUCGGCAGGGAAGUAAUCAAGACACUGUAGCUAUUGUAAUUAGAAAGGGGUAGAUCUCCAUGUGUUGAUGGGUGUUUCUGUGUCGACAUUUGUAAUGCCUUCUGCCAUAUCAGGACAUACAAAUUAGGCCAUAUGUGACAAGAUCGCAUGCUCCAAAUUGUAUCUCUUCUAAACAUAUUUGUUAGAUAUUAUAUCUAAAUUGGCAGUUGGAUUUUCACAUAGAAAGCAUGAAAGGCAUCAAUAAAAAAUUAAAACGUAUGCAGAUAGCCUUAACAGCUGCCCUUCAAGGAAUUAACCCGUUUUUGUCUGAAAAAAUGACAGCAAAUUUAAGCCAUAAUCCUUCAAUGGAGUACUCGCUAAUGAAUCCAGUCAUUUCUAUAUAUAACUCCAGUUAUUGCAGCAGGGAUGGUAUAAACAUAUUAACUCAUGUUCAUAUAAUAACUUUACAUACCCAUACUUCUGCAAUAGUUCAUAAGUAUCACUAUAAAAACAAAACAAACAAACAGUCUUCCAUUGUGCCUUGACCACCAUGUUUGGUGCACAGCAGAGAACAGACAGCAGGGGCCACAUAACUCAUUUAACGUUUAAAUAAACCUUUCCUGACUGAGUCUUGAGUGUUGGGACAGUGAUGGGCCUAUUAGGAUGUAGAAAGUAAAAGGGGGGGGGGGGGGGGUGUAGGUUAUGUGCCAGUUUCUGUUCUUGGCCUACCAAGAAUAUGGUUUUAUUUUAGUUUUUCAUAUGGUCAUUUGUUAUAAAAUGUUGGCGUUCGUUCAUUUUAAAAGCCACAGGCCAGAUGUUUAAGCCACUACAUUUUCUCUUUUAGGAAUGCAUAUUAAUGUGAAAGUCCCAUUUUAUGUUAAGCUGCAUGUAAAAGCAUUUUUGUACAAUCCUCAAUGAAAGUCUUUUCAAACCUGAAGGAUGUUAUGAAGAGUCCACACAGCUUCAGUCGAACAGUUGGAUCAGAGUGCGACAGAAUUUCUCACUCUGACAUUGACAUUUCUCGUCCAUCAGCUUCAUUCUAGUUUGAAAUACGAUAUAAUCGUAAUAAAUUCAACACAUUCAGAUUUGCUUAAUGUUAUGUCUGAGAAUUAAGGGUGCUGAGUUCGUCCCCAUUUUUCACUCCAGGUUCCAUGUUUUCGGGUGUUUAUUAGAUUUGGUAAAUGCAGUCCCCC